AUGAAGCAACACUCUCUGUUGUCACUACGUAAGCAGACCCCCCCCCCCCCAUCCUCCUACCUAACUUCAACUCUAACUGGAGAUCAUUCAGCUCAUCCGCAACAAAUUCUGGCGUGCGCGAAUAACCCUGGAGUGCUCCUCAACACACUUCAAUCGCCCACCGGAUGCUUCACCACUCUUGUCUGUUUCAAAGCCGGCGGUUUUAAGGCUGGAACUAGUCUUGAGGUCAGUCAACAUCCAUUUGUGCUUAAAAAAUUUGCAAAAUGUACUACAAGUUGUCCUACAAAAAAAUUUAGAUAGACAACGAACGUUUGGCGAGUGGCCUAUUUACCACAAAUAGCUGGGGGGAUACUGUAGUUUUUGUGAUUGCAAUUGUGACAGGUGAUCGGUGUGCCGGACAUGAAGAGUUACAGCUGAUGAAAAUCUGGCAGUGGUAGUGCCAAAAUAGUGCUUUCUGUUGAAAACUGAAAAGCUGAAAACAAAAGAUGGGAGAUGAGUAAAAUCUAGAAAACAUCAAUUGCUAGGGACCAACUUACUUCGGACAGUUUUGCAAAUCUGCGUAUUUUGUUGUACUAUACCCCCCCCCCUUUCUCCGUUUUCAUAAUCUUUGCCAAACUUCAAUUCCACUUUUUCAGUUGCCCGAUGCGUGGUGGCGUUUCGCCAAAGAAAGUAGUCAUUCGGCGAACAUCGUGCAGUCGAAAGUCAUCACUGACAUUGCAUGCGGCGCCGAGAUAGUCGUCUGUGGAACGCCAGAAGACAGAAAACCGGAUCCGGAAGAGCCGGCGAUGAGCGAUGACGUGGCAAGCGGCGCUGACUCUGUCAAAGGUUACAGUUACUUUGGAGCCGCUCAAAGACUUUUAAUUUCACAAAUUUCUUUGUUUUUUUACCGGAACAGAAUAGGAGUGAAGGAGCAAAAGACGAAUUACUUACGGACGUCUCAUUGGAAUUCUAAUUAUCCGCUCGCCGCUCUAAUCCAAUUUUGGACCCUUUACUCUUUAGACGGGAAAAAACAGAGAAUGAAAGAUGGAUAUUUACUUAGUGGUGAACGGAAUAGAGAAAUUCCGUCUUGCAGACGCCGGAUUCUCGUGCCAGCGGUGCGGCAAAGUGUUCAGCUACGAAUACUAUCGGGAUAAACAUCUGAAGUACACUAGAUGCGUCGACAAUGGGAAUCGGAAGUUUCCAUGUACCAUUUGCAGUCGGUAAUGCUCAAAUACAGACCUUGAAUAGACACUUUCACAAGUGGCACAUGCUACAGUAACCGAGCCGCGAGUUGAGCACUUGUCAAGUGUCGAACAAACAUGAAAACACAUUAUCCUUUUCCGAUGCCAUUCACAUUCACAUAUUUUACAGGUCUUUCGAGAAGCGCGAUCGGCUGCGUAUCCACAUACUUCAUGUUCACGAGAACCACCGCCCACACACGUGCUCCGUGUGCCAGAAAGCAUUCAGUCAAUCAAGCAGUCUCAACAAGGUAAUCUUGGCGACAAUUGACCAGUUGGCGCGUACUUCUCAUCGCCCGCACUCGGAUAAACCUGCUUGGUUGCCGGUAAAUGAUAUGUACAGUCAAGUCCGAAUGGUAAAGGAGAUUGACUGGAAAUCAAUUGGGCUCUAGGGUCGGGCCAAUUGCUCAUCAAGUUGUACUGAAAACUUUUCACAAAACCUAGGAAGUUUAUAGGAAAAACCAGAAGACAUGAGUGAUUAUUCAGAAUAUUUCCGAUUUUUGGGCGUUUUUUGUCCCUUCACACACUUCCCUUUCUUUCCAGCACCUUCGCGUCCACUCUGGAGAGCGCCCUUACAAGUGUUCUUUCUGCCCGAAGGCCUUCACAGCCUCUUCAAUUUUGAGGACACACGUCCGACAGCACAGCGGCGAGAAACCAUUCAAGGUAGGCCAGAGAACGUUUGAAAUUUUGAAUUCACAUAAUCUGCGAUUGAUCUGCUUUGGAAACAAAUGCGGACAUGCCACGCCUGUCUGUUCGGGUUCAAAUCACAAAAAUUGCGCCAUCAUCUUUUUUGUUCCGUUUGUUCAUUAAUGAGAAUGGACGAAAAAGCGAAAACGCUAGAAAACCAGUACAAUGUGUUCUUGGACGAAGGAAGGUCGUCUAAUUUGACACUCUUGUCCCACAAUAAGAUGAUCAAUCACGUAGUCGAAUGAUCAGUAACAAACGCCGUCCAGUUUUUCGCGCAAAUCGCAAAGAUGUUGAAUGAGAAUUCGUAAUGAGCGAGAGGCAAAGCUUUUGGACCCAAUGAUGUAAUAUGUAGAACACUUUUGAAGACCAUGAAAGAUUUUGAAGUUCUGACCGUACCUUGUUUUGUUGAAAUGCGAUUGCAGCCAAGAAAGGAAAAACAUCCAACCCGAUGAUUGAUUAUGUGACUUAAUGUAAUCUUGUCAGGUCAUGUAGUUAUCCCAAAUAAUCAUACGACUUGCUGAUCUGUGUUGCUGUUCCUUGCCGAAAACCAAGUCAUUAGCAGUCAAUGACAGAGAUCGAAACAUCAAUUCCAUUUCGGAUAAACUUAUCUUUUUUCAGUGCGCCCACUGUGGAAAGGCGUUCGCCUCUCACGCUGCCCAUGACAGCCACGUCCGACGAUCCCACAUGAGUCAAUCUUAA
Messenger RNA from Caenorhabditis sp. 36 PRJEB53466, 2603 nucleotides. Lineage: Eukaryota; Metazoa; Nematoda; Chromadorea; Rhabditida; Rhabditidae. The record is from the annotation of a GenBank genome assembly.